AUGUCCUUACUCAAAAUACCUAUGCUGGUCUCCGCAUAUUAUGCGUACUAUACUGUGACGACCUCUCCGACCGCUCGACCACGAAAAAAUGAGAGGUCAAGAGCACCACCUGGGACUAAUACCAACAUAAUGAGCAGAAUGUGGCCUUCUCAGGUUAUGUGCUUCCAUAUAUCGCUCUUUCUCAUUUUUACCUGCGAAAUUCUCUCCAUCCUCGCUACCCGAUAUCCCAACCUCCCCUAUGCCACCUCUAUCGCCUCUGCUCUAACUCCAACGCUCAGUCACAACAACAUCCCGUUGACCCCGCCAUCCCCACCGAUCGAUUCUUCCUCCUACUCACCGUCUGUUUCUACAUCUAUCAGAGCAAGCACACCCUUCAUUCUCGGAUGGCUCCUCGUCGUCGGCGGAACCAUUCGCAUAAUCUGCUACCGCACCCUUGGCCGUCACUUCACCUUCGAACUUGCUGUCCGGGACCAACACCGUCUCGUCACCAGCUUCCCAUACUCACUCGUCCGUCACCCGGCCUACAUCGGUACAUUCUGCGGCUUCGUCGGCAUGGCGAUUUGUCUCGUGUCUCCCGGCUCGUGGGUGGCGGAGCAGGGGUGGUUCAACCAUGGUCAGAGCGCUGGUGUGUGGAUUGCGAGGAUGUAUGCGCUGACGUUCGUGGUGUGGGAGGUGGCGGUCUAUGCGUGGCUGAUGAAGAGGAUGGAGUCGGAGGAGAAGAUGUUGAAAAAGGAGUUUGGGAAGGAGUGGGAGGAGUGGGCGAGCAGGGUGAAGUGGAAGAUGAUUCCUAGUGUGUUUUGA
This is a messenger RNA of Stereum hirsutum FP-91666 SS1, 801 nucleotides long. RefSeq lists its product as uncharacterized. The record is from RefSeq and is a predicted model, not a curated record. Lineage: Eukaryota; Fungi; Basidiomycota; Agaricomycetes; Russulales; Stereaceae. Gene Ontology annotation, cellular component: membrane. Gene Ontology annotation, molecular function: protein C-terminal S-isoprenylcysteine carboxyl O-methyltransferase activity. The coding region runs from base 1 to 801 and encodes 266 amino acids. Gene Ontology annotation, biological process: C-terminal protein methylation. The transcript has 2 exons.